Messenger RNA from Esox lucius (northern pike), 6129 nucleotides. It is a transcript of the gene cfap74, whose product is annotated as cilia and flagella associated protein 74. The record is from RefSeq and is a predicted model, not a curated record. Bases 36 to 5201 code for a protein of 1721 amino acids. The transcript has 40 exons. NCBI's taxonomy places the organism in Eukaryota, Metazoa, Chordata, Actinopteri, Esociformes, Esocidae.
CAUUGAGAAGCCCUGAGUUUCAAUUGCCAGGUAUAAUGGCUGUAAAUAGCGUUGAUAACACUUCAGAGAAAGACUCCAUCUCUUUUGAGCAUCCUUCACUCAACACCUGGACAGAUGAAGAAACGGGAGAUGAAUGCACAGGAGUCAAUACCUUCACAGAGGACCCAGCACCCCCAACUGAUGCAACAGAUUGGUCUAUAGAGUUAGGUGCUACUAAAUGGAAGGGUAAUGAUGAUGACCUUGUGGAAGUUGGCUACCGUAGUGGAAAGAAGAGUUUUGCCAAGACAGCACGGAUGUUCAAGCUGAGAAGAAACCUGGACCAGCUGGACAGCAUCCACAGACAGAAGGAGCACAACAUGCUGAAAGCCAGGGAGGAGCUCAAAGCUUGCCGUCUGCAUAUUUCGGAGCUGGAGAGGCAGAGAUAUAGAGUGGAAGAAGAGAUAAAACAACAGAAAGACGCAGACAACUGCGCGGCUGUCUUUCGCCUCCGAGCCAAUCACAAGCGCCUGAGUCAGGAGUUACAGCGAGAAGAGGAGCUGGAGGUACAUGUUGCCACCACUUUGAGGGAACAUGAACUGGAGCUGUGUCAGGUGGAAGUGGACCUAAGUCGUUUCUCCUUACUUUGUGGGGAGGUGCAGAAAGAGGAGCUGGCAUACCAGUCGUUUGAGGCCCAAAGAGGGGAGGCCAGACUGAAGCAGGAGGACACCCAUACACAGGGCCUUCAGCUCCAGACGCAGUGUUUGAAAGCGACGCAAGCUGCAGUACAUAGGGAAGAGGAGACUGGUGGUCAGAGGACCACAGAGCAGGUCCAGGCUAGCCACCAGAAAGCUGUGCUGUAUCUAAAAGAGACAAUCAGCAGGAUGCAUCAGGAGAAGGCAGAGAAGGAACAGCAGAUUUUAGAGCAGAAGCAGAAGAGGAUGGAGGCAGUCCUGUCUUUAAAGGCCAACAUUGCAGCCACCCAAAAAAGUCUUCAUGUCCAACAGACGAGGGCCAAAGCCGAGGCUCAGAAACGAGAGGAAAAUGAAAGACAGCUGAGAAAGUCUCUACAGACACAGGGUACCAACAGCACCAAGUACAUAUACCAACAGAGGAAACUCCAAGAAUUCCACAGAAAGAAAAAAUCCUUUGAUUUGAAGCAGCAAUCCAAACGUAUUGAAAUAAUUUCAAAGUUACUGCUGGAAGAGGAGUUGUUAAAGAGACGCCAGGCUCUGCUUCCCACUCCAUCCCACUCUGUAAACAUGGCCUCAAGGCAAAGGGGAUCUUCAGAGAAGGAGCGCUCACCUACCCCCUCACCACCAUCCAAGCAACGCACGUUGUUCAACGACAGCAGCUCUUCAUCAGAGCACUCUGACCAGGAGGGGAGCAUGGACCUGGAGACCGAGCAGGGCCUCACUGAGAGCCUUGCACAGCCUGAGUUUACUGGAUUGUGGGACCAGACACGUCAAGUCCACCAGCUGAUGGUAAAUCCUAAAACGCAACUGUCUCAUGGACGCUAUGAAAUACUAAGUGAGAAAUUAAUGAGUAAUCAAAGCGAAGACGCUAAAUCAUUACAGACACAACCAAAAAGACAGGACAUGUCUUUGCUCCCAGUGGGAAAACUUCCAGGGGCUGGUAAAAGAGUAAUACAUGGGAAGGGAUUCAAAGGCGCACCUUUCAUCAGCAAACCAGAAACUAUUCUCUUCAAGGACUUUGAGGUGGGAAAGAUUUACAAGAAGAAGGUCAUCCUGAAGAAUGUUAGCUACACAACCAACUAUUGCAAGUUACUUGGUGUCAACAUGGAUCUGAUUGAUGUCAUUUCUAUUAGCUUCCAGCCUCCGGGUCCAAUAUCUGCUGGAAUGGCCUGUGACAUGCAGGUCAUCUUUCAACCAAUGAUAAAUAAGGACUUUAAUGGAGAGGUCCAGUUUGUCUCAGCAGCGGGCCCCUUCAUUGUGCCCAUCAGAUGCACCAUGAAAAAAUGUGAUCUGUCUGUGGACAGCGCCAUCAUUGUUUUUGGGACACAUGUGGUGGGACAGACUAUUUCCCAGGUGAUCACACUGACCAAUAGGGGGGCCUUAGGGACGCGCUUUACUGUGGUUCCCACCCCUAGCUCAUUGCAGCCACUAGGCCAAACUCAGGCCAUGUCUGAGGCCUCCUCUGCCAGAACCCAGCUUUCACAGGACAGGAGCACUUCUGUAGUAGCAGAUUCUACCAGCCAGGAGAGCCAUGCCUUGCAGGACACAAAAGAUCUCAAAUCAGAGACUCAGGAAACUCUGCUGGGCUCAAAUUCCAACAAACAGUCAGAGACCCAGACACCUGCUGCGUCAGAAACCCUGGGGGGUGCGGAGGCUGACACAGGAAGAUGCACCAUAGCCUCAGAACCGCAGGAGGGAAGCCCAGCCAUGGAGGAGCCCUCAUACAGCAGCACCGAUAUCACAAUCGGAGAAGUCAGAGAGGGAGAGGUGGGCCCGUUUGAAAGUUUCAAGUUGGAGGUUGUGUUCACACCCACCAUUCCAGGCAAGGCUGAGAUGUACUUCCAUAUCAAGUUCUCUGACCCAACCUGUCAACCGAUAUCCAUUGUAGUUCAAGGGACAGCUGUGUGCGUGCCUGUGUGGGUGGUAAAGCCAUGCAUUGACCUGAAGAUAUGCAUGUUUGAUCGCCUCUAUCAAGACAGCAUUGUAGUCCAAAGCAGAGCAAGCACUGCUCUUCGGCUGACUUUCGAGGUGUGUCCGGAGCUGAGGAACCACAUGGAGAUCCUCCCUAAAGUGGGCUACAUCCAGGCCAGGUCCAGCUUCAACGCUCAGCUUAAGUUCCUGCCUAGAUGUUCCUUGUCUGAGGAUGCAAAGCAGUUUUUUGACCAAACAACAGGAGUACUGGAAGUUCCAUUGACUGUGCAAGUGACUGAUCAGGUUCAGCCUGUUCCCUUCAUACUUCAUGCAGUCAUCACUUCGUCUGACCUACACUUUGACCGGACAGAGGUGGACUUUGGCUACUGCUCAAUUUAUGAAUCGGUGAAAACUAGUGUAUGCCUCACAAACCUCUCCCUUCUGCCCCAGGACUUUGGAUUUCUGGGCAUACCUCAGUUUAUGGAUGUACAGCCUAACAAUGGCUUCGGCACUCUCCUCCCAUUGGAAACCUUGGAGUUGGAUCUGAUUUUUAGCGCCAAGAAGGCAGGAGAAUAUAACUUUCAGCUCAGCUGCAAAUCCGGUAUAAACAGAGACUUCUCCUUGACAUGUCGUGCAAUCGGGAUCCAUCCUCCUCUAGAGCUGUCUCACUCUGUUGUCCACUUUGGAGCCACUGCAGUUGGGGACAGCUCCACGGCCAAGCUGCACAUUGUCAACAAACACAACCACCACAACGAAUUCACACACACCAUACCACAUAUUGGCCAGGACCCUGUGGCCCCAGAUGGCCCCCAAUGGUUUGCUUUUGUUCCCCCCAAAAACUCAGAGAUUAGCAUCACCCCCAAGGCAGGCCUGAUCUUACCUGGACAGCGGUGCCUAGUGCUGGUGACUUUCAGGCCAAAGCUGUGUGACCAAGCCAUUAAGGAGGAGGCGGUGCGGCUUGUCUUUCGCUCUGAGGAGCUGCACCUCCAAGAGCUGGAAAGUGUUACAGACACAGAGGGGAAAAGUAGGGAAGGGGAUAAGGAGGGACAGGGAGCCUCUAAAAGGGAGGCCCCUGCAGCCCCCCUGAAAGGCAAGAAGCCGCCCUCCACCCAACCCCAGGGGAAGCAGGCCCUGAAGGAGAAGAGCAGCAAGGUGUCCAUCAGCCCAAAAAUAGACAGCCUGUUCAGACCCCCCAAACCAGCUGACAUAGAUCCAAGAUCAGAGGAGUACUCUGCAGGCCGAGUCUCCCUACUGAACUCUUUUCCUGAUCACUAUAAUCGCUACAUCAUCCCCUGCUUUAUAUCCAGCAUAGACCCAACACAGAGUGACACAGAGGCCCCGCCAUCCUGCAGCAGUCCCCUCCACACACUUUACCUGGAGUUGCAUUGCCCAGCCAUUCGGCCUCCUUUAAUGAUCACAUCCAGUAACGGCCAGACUACCAUCAACUUUAACCAGGUGGCUGUGGGUCAGAAAGUGGUGAAAAAUCUCACUGUUCAAAAUAUUUCUCAGGAAGCGUUGGAGCUGAGCUCCUCGGUCCUGGACCUGAGUGGUCCAUUCUCCCUUCUGAAUGCUUUGAGACCGCUUAGUCCUGGAACCACACACAAACUGUUAGUGUCCUUCGCCCCUACUGCAGGGAAACAGUACCGUGAGACCAUGGAGAUCCGCUGUCCAAAGAUGACCCUGGACGUUACACUGUGUGGGGUGGGAGUGGAUCCCCUUGUCACCUCCUCCCACCUGGGUGGCCUAAUAGACUUUGGCUAUGUGUUACAGAAAGAGAGCACUUCCCAAGUCAUCAAGCUGCAUAACACGUCGUCUUUAGCAGUACACUUCUCUGUGCAUCUGGAUAGUCUGUUGCUGGGGUGUAAAGCCCAAAGUGGAGAAAAUUGCCUUCCUGCCCUAUUUAGCCCAGAUCCAGAGGAACAGGAACACCCUACUGUAGGGACACAGAACCACAGUGGUGUGAAUGUGUUCAGCGUGACGCCCAUAGAGGGAGCCAUCGCCCCAGGAAAGAGCCAGGACAUCAGAGUGACGUUUCUGCCAGACCAUGACAGCUGCCACUACUCAGACAGACUGAGGGUGGAGCUCAUGAAUAAGAGCACUGUGUGUGUCACUAUGCUGAAAGGUGCAGCUCGCUCUCACACUAUGUACCUUCGUGGAGGAGACCUGCUGGCAUUGCCGACCCAAGCCCUACUCCUUCUGCCAGGCUCCAAAGACUCUGAGCCCACGGUAAACUGUGAGAAGCACCAUGUGUCUGUGCUGCUCAUUCUAAGAGGAGCCUACGAAGAGGGGGCCGUGACAUCAGCUGUCAGAAAGUUGGAGGUGGGCUGCAUUCGGUCCUCACAGCCCCUAGUCAAUAAGAACGUGGAGUUCAGUUGGGAGGGGCUUCGGACACUGCAACAAAAGGGCUUCAGCGUGGAGCCGACCAGAGGCAUAAUUGAUGCAGGCCACAGAUGCACCAUCACUGUGAUCUGGACUCCCCCUAGGGGCCUUAAGCCCAAUGAGGUUGUUCAGGUGUGUGCACCCCUCAUCUUGAAAGGAGACCAGACCGAGGUAUACAGUGUCACCCUGCUGGCCUUUGCAUCCAGAUGCCUUCAAGAGCCUUCACGCCAGUAUCUAUAAAACACUUCACACACUAACCAAUAUCUGAACACAUAAAACACUUCACACACUAACCUGUAUCUGAACACAUAAAACACUUCACACACUAACCAGUAUCUGAACACAUAAAACACUUCACAUACUAACCAAUGUUUUAACAUUUAGAACACCCAUAACACCAGAGAUGGGACUGCGAGUGACAAAAUUAAAUAUUGUUUAAUAACAAAGUAUAGACUAAAUGUUUUUUUGUUGUUAUUGUACUUUUUGGAAAUAGUAUGCCUUUUAAAAAAUAUGUAAUUUUUAGUAACAUAGUUCAUAUCAAUAUCAAAUAAGACUCUGUCUGUGGUGGAGGGAAACAGAAACCUAGCUCUUAUUGGUUGAGAGUUUUAGAUCGUUAUUUGUCAUUGGUCUAUUAUUAACUAAAUUAUACUUGGUGAUGUCAUAAGGCAAGCCAAAACUUCCACCUAUGCACACCUACUGUGUACACAGUCAGUAGUGUUUUCAACCAUAAACUAUCACAUUUUUACAGUUGUUUGUUUUGUGAUGUGCCGUUUGAUCCAAAACACACAAAGCAUUGUUUGACUGCACUGAGCCUUUAAUCAUGAGUUAUGGGUGUGGGUUGUUUAUUCACUAAGCAAAAUAAUAAUAAUGGUAGAACAAAAUAUUACAAAAAUAUCUUGAAAUGCAUAGGCACAUAAUCACCCUUUGUUCAUUAGUGGGGAAGAUGAGCUCCUGUUAGAAUUCAAUGGUGGCCCCUGUUCUAGGAUGGUUUCUCCACCAGGGGGCUGUGUAGAACUAUAUACUGUGUUAGAGUAUGGCUGCAUACACCACCAAUUAAACGUGUUUAUUGCUUUUACACACAAAAUGCCAUUAUCAGCCAAGGUCACUUUUACCAGGAUAAAGAAAUAACAGCAAAUGUGGUUAAUUGCAUGAAUUCUAUUUGGAAAAG